This is a messenger RNA of Sphaerodactylus townsendi, 3284 nucleotides long. RefSeq names its product galactose-3-O-sulfotransferase 2-like. Gene Ontology annotation, molecular function: galactosylceramide sulfotransferase activity. The record is from RefSeq and is a predicted model, not a curated record. Gene Ontology annotation, cellular component: membrane. The coding region runs from base 84 to 2015 and encodes 643 amino acids. NCBI's taxonomy places the organism in Eukaryota, Metazoa, Chordata, Lepidosauria, Squamata, Sphaerodactylidae. The transcript is spliced from 4 exons. Gene Ontology annotation, biological process: glycolipid biosynthetic process.
CUGUACACUUUUUUUCGUAUCUCCAAGCAACCUGGGCUGAUCUCAUUGGAUUACGUUCCUUUCCUUACUUCAUAAACCAAAUCAUGCACAAACUCAAAAGAUACUGGAUGAAGAAGUGGAAGCUCAUGUAUACCAGACAAAUGACAAGAAUCUGGAUUGCCCUUUUGCUCGUCUUCCUAUCCUGUGCAAUAUUCCAAGUUGUUCAGAAUCUCCAGUGUACCAGCAAAUGCAAAUGUGAUUGCCAACUGAAGCAGCUUCCCCUCCAGCAAAGCAGAGCACAUGAGAAUUCAUUUCAGGACCAAAGAGACCCAAACUCUGCUCACCUUUUCUCAAAACCUAUGGAAAGCAACAUCACCUCAGGAAACAACACGGUGAAACCACUGAUGCCCAAGGCCAGCCCUGCUGAGAAAAAGGGACUUGUCACAAAACUGAGUACAGCAUUAAACCAAAUCAGACUCCUGGACACUAGUUUUGGAAGUGAAGAAGAGUUCUGGCAAAAACCUUUUGUAAAAGAUAAAGAAGUGGAGAUUCUACAUUUAAAAAACACACCGAAAGACCUGAAUACUAAAAAAAAUCCUGCAAGGGCUCCUGAAGUGACCUUUUCAGCUGGUAGGAAACUUGGUACUACAAUAAAAGCUGUCCUUUCCCAGAUCAAAGUGAACAAAUCUGUAACAAAAAUAAUUGCAGAUGACCAAGUCCCUGGUGUGAAUGGCUCAUUUCAAAGCCCAACCAAAACAUCACCUUCCUCUAUCCACAGCAGAAGCAACACUUCCAGUUUUACAAAAACAAAUUCACAAACCUUUAACAUCUCCAAAGGCAGAAACUCAGCUGAAGUGGCAUCAUCAGCAAAGAUACCUCUGCCUGAGAAUACAGUCCUUCCAAAGGUUGAAAGAACAAUCAGAGCACAUAUCACCAACUUCUCCCAAGAUGCAACAUGCAAACCCAAGACUCACAUAGUUUUCCUGAAAGUACACAAGAGUGCCAGCAGCACUGUUAUGAACAUUUUGUUCCGCUUUGGUGAGACUCACAACCUCACCUUUGCCUUGCCAGUCAAUGGUGUUCAUCAGUUGAAUUAUCCUCAUUAUUUCACAGCAGCUGUUGUGGAGCAACUUUCUCCAGGCAAGGAGUCCCAGUUCAACAUUAUGUGUCAUCACAUGAGGUUCUUUAAGCCAGAGGUUGCAAAAGUCAUGCCAAACUCUACCUUCUACUUUUCCAUCCUCCGCAAUCCUGUUCAACUCAUGGAAUCUUCAUUCACCUACUAUAAAGGGACAUCUGCAUUCUCCAAAGCCAGGGACUUGGAGGAGUUUCUCAAGCAACCUUCCCAGUUUUACAACGCAUCAUUGACAGACAGCCAUUAUGCCAAAAACUUAAUGGCAUUUGAUUUUGGGUAUAAUCACAAUGGGAACUUCUCAGCCAAGCACAUCCAGCUCAUGCUACAUGCCAUUGAGGCAGAAUUUGACCUUCUCCUGAUCUCAGAGUACUUUGAUGAAUCAAUGGUGCUGCUGAAGGAGACCUUGUGCUGGGACCUGGAUGAUGUGACCUUCUUCCCUCUCAACAGCAGACACAACAGCACCAAGACCCCCCUUUCAGAAAGCACUACAGAGAAGAUAAAGAGCUGGAACAGGCUUGACUGGGAAAUCUAUGUGCAUUUCAAUAAGACCUUCUGGGAGAAAAUAGACUGGCACAUUGGCAGGGAGCGCAUGCAAAAUGAAGUGAGGACACUGCAGCAGAAGCGGGAGCAGCUUGCAAAGAUGUGCCUUCAAGAAAAUGGCAGUGUAGGUCCACAGCUGAUCAAAAACCAGGCAUUGGCACCACUGCAGUAUGGCAAAGCAGUAAUCAUGGGAUACAAUUUAAAGCCUAGCCUAGAUAAAACAACAAGGCGGAUGUGCCAGCGCAUGGUGACACCUGAACUUCAAUACAAUAAGUUCCUGUACAAGAAACAGUUCCCAAAGAAAGUUUUGAAGCGCAGUAAUGCAGCUGUCUUGCCUAAACUAUCUAAUCGCAGGGCAGUUUGAGACAAACAUCAGUAUGAAAUGGGCUCUGAUUUACAUCCAGAAACCAUUAGGGCUAACGUGGUAGGAUAAAAGACCAGCUGGAAAUCAUGCUAAUACCCAGAGUGAGUUUUCCAUUCACUGACUGCCAAAGCCCUUAAAAGAUAUUCUGGCUAGGGUGUGCACCAUUUCAUCAUCAUCAUCAUCAUCAUCAUCAUCAUCAUCAUCAUCAUCAUCAUCAUCAUCAUCAUCAUCAUCUGGUAUUUUGUGGGUUGGGUUUGACCCAGAGAUUUUCAAAAAUGUGAACAAAUCCAAGUCCCCACACAUAAGGGGAUGUUUGCUUUUUCAGAUAUUCAGUUUUUUUCAGGUCUAUUAAACCCAAACCUGAAAAAUUCCAGAUGCUUCUGAACUCCACGUGGUUUUCAGAGGUGACAGGUGGCGCAGAGCUGAAUGCUGGGCUUCAGCUCUGUGCUGCUUGCUGACUGUGAGACCCAUGUGGAGUUCAGAGGCAGUAAUGCAGGGCUGAACAUUUGGCUCCUCUCAGCCAAGCCCAGCCUUCAGCUUUGUGCCGCCGGCCACCUUCAAGACCCAGCUAAUCAGCAAGUAAAUGAAGGGGAGCGGGCGGGAGGAAGAGGGGGAGGAAGAGGGAAUUCCCCCCCAUAGGCCGCCUUGAUUCUUAAGGUGGGGUAUAAAUGUAAUGUAAUAAAUAAAUAAAUAAAAAUUAAACUAAAAAAAAUUUUUUUUUAAAGCAUCUUAAAUCCUGCUGGAAAAGUUCAGCAUGAUUCAAGAUCUGCUUUCCGGCUCCCUCAAAUAGCCACCAGUACCAGUACCAAUAAGGUAUUUUUCAAAUUUCUUUCAGUUCAGCUUUGCCAAAUGCACACCCCUAAUUCUAACAUAUGUGGGACUCCAAAUCCACAUGUUCAUCUGUUUCUCCAUACUGUUUCCUUAGCUGCCUGCCACUGCAAUACAUCUCAGCUGCUGCAGUUUCCCCAUUUUUCAAUGUUAUUUUACCAUACAAAUAUAAUGUUGGGAGAAAUCGUAGCAAGUUAGAUUGUUACUGGAUUACUGUAUUGGCAACUGGGCUCUGCCUCUAUAUCAAGUCCUACAGGGGAAAAAGAGGUUACUGGAGGUCUUGAAAAAUCCCCCCUUAACAAUCUUAGCAUGCUAUUUGAAUUCUAGGAUUUAUUUAUUACUCAGUUUUCAGUGAGGGCUAGAUCUAAAUUUUUAAGGGGGGCAAAAGUACAAAAUGAUACUUCCUAUAUAUUAUAUACAUAUUUUAUACACACACACACA